Molecule: messenger RNA, 1350 nt
Organism: Ochotona princeps (American pika)
Lineage: Eukaryota; Metazoa; Chordata; Mammalia; Lagomorpha; Ochotonidae
Product: zinc finger protein 84-like
Exons: 2
Coding region: 1-1350 (449 amino acids)
Cellular component (GO): nucleus
Source: RefSeq, a predicted model, not a curated record
AUGAAAACCAGUUGUAGACCAAAUUUUUACUUGUUAAUUGACCAGUUGAACUUGGAAAAGAGAUUGCACACAAGGAAAAAAUCUUAUGACUGUAGGGAGUGUGGAAAAGCUUUUUCUUGUAAGUCACACUUCAUUAGACAUCAGAGAACCCACACUGGGGAAAAACCUUAUGAAUGUAGUGAAUGUGGGAAAGCUUUUUCUGUUAAAUCAAACCUAAUGGGGCAUCAGAGAAUCCACACAGGGGAAAAACCUUAUGAAUGUAGUGAGUGUGGAAAAGCUUUUUCUGAUAAGUCAAGCAUUAAAUCACAUCAAAGAAUACAUACAGGUGAAAAACCUUAUGAAUGUAGUCAGUGUGGAAAAGCUUUUAUUCGUAAGUCAAACCUCAUUUCUCAUCUGAGAAUCCACAGUGGGGAAAAACCUUACGAAUGUAGUGAGUGUGGAAAAGCUUUUCUUCGUAAGUCUCUCCUCAUUAGCCAUGAGAGAAUCCACACUGGGGAAAAACCUUAUGAAUGUAGUGAGUGUGGAAAAACUUUUAUUUGUAAGUCACACUUCAUUAGACAUCAAAGAACCCACACAGGGGAAAAACCUUAUGAAUGUAGUGAGUGUGGGAAAGCUUUUUCUGAUAAGUCAAGCCUAAUGGGGCAUCAGAGAAUCCACACAGGGGAAAAACCUUAUGAAUGUAGUGAGUGUGGAAAAGCUUUUUCUGAUAAGUCAAGCAUUAGAUCACAUCAAAGAAUACAUACAGGUGAAAAACCUUAUGAAUGUAGUCACUGUGGAAAAGCUUUUAUUCGUAAGUCAAACCUCAAUACUCAUCUGAGAAUCCACAGUGGGGAAAAACCUUACGAAUGUAGUGAAUGUGGAAAAGCUUUUCUUCGUAAGUCACUCCUCAUUAGCCAUGAGAGAAUCCACACUGGGGAAAAACCUUAUGAAUGUAGUGAGUGUGGAAAAGCUUUUUCUUGUAAGUCACACUUCAUUAGACAUCAGAGAACCCACACUGGGGAAAAACCUUAUGAACGUAGUGAGUGUGGAAAAGCUUUUUCUCGUAAGUCAAACCUCAUUUCUCAUCUGAGAAUCCACACAGGGGAAAAACCUUAUGAAUGUAGUGAGUGUGGAAAAGCUUUUUCUGAUAAGUCAAGCAUUAAAUCACAUCAAAGAAUACAUACAGGUGAAAAACCUUAUGAAUGUAGUCAGUGUGGAAAAGCUUUUAUUCGUAAGUCAAACCUCAUUACUCAUCUGAGAAACCAUAGUGGGGAAAAACCUUACGAAUGUAGUGAAUGUGGGAAAGCUUUUUCUCUUAAGUCAAACCUCAAUAUUCAUCAUAGAAUCCACACUGGGGAAAAACCUUACUAA